AUGUCUGCACGUGCUCUGCUUAAGCAGUUUAAGCUUAACAAGCUUACCACUCGCUGCCUUUCCACCACCCGACCUACCAAUGCAGACUUCACCCAUGCGGUAAUUGGCGCAGGCGUCGUCGGCCUCGCAACGGCACGCCAGCUCGCAGCUCGCGAAGGCACUUCAACAAUUCUACUAGAGCGACAUGACGCACCAGGGACAGAGACGAGCAGUCGCAACUCCGAGGUAAUCCACGCCGGCCUAUAUUACCCAGCCACCUCCCUCAAAACCCAGCUCUGCAUCCGCGGCCGCAACCUCCUCUACGACCUCUGCGCGCAAAACAACAUCCCCCAUCGCAACACGAAAAAAUGGAUCGUAGCGCAAACCCCCACGCAGUGGGAAGCAUGUCUGAAAAUGCACGCACACGCACAGGGACUAGGCGACGCGCCGACGCGGCUGGUGGGACGUGAAGAAGCGCAGCAGCGCGAACCAGACGUCAAGGCGGACGCAGGCAUUGUCGAGAGCGAGACGUCCGGUAUCGUGGACAGCCAUUCUCUGAUGACGUACCUACAAGGAGACUUUGAGGAGUGUGGAGGCGAUAUUGCGUUCAAGACGCGCGUGACGCGCGUGGAGGCUAUUGAUGGUGGUCGUGGUGGGUAUAAGAUUACCGCUGUCUCGGAUGAGGAUGGCUCGGUCACUUCUAUUACCGCCGAGACGCUGGUUAAUAGUGCGGGUCAUGGUGCUUGCGCUAUUAGUAACAUGCUCCUCCCGCAAGAGCGCCAUUUUGUUCCGCAUUAUGCGAAGGGCACGUACUUCUCGUAUGCGGCGUCUAGGCCCAGGACUUCUGUUUUGGUUUAUCCGGCGACUUUGCCAGGGACUGGUGGGCUUGGAACGCAUUUGACGCUUGACAUGGGUGGGCGUGUUCGUUUUGGGCCGGAUGUUGAGUGGGUGGAUAGUCCUGAUGAUUUGGUGCCGAGCGCUGCGCGUUUGGAGCAGGCGUUGCCGGAGAUCAAGGCUUAUUUGCCUGGUGUCGAUGCUGAUGCCAUUGCGUUGGAUUACUGUGGUAUUCGCCCUAAAUUGGGGAGGGGCGGUGCUGUCAAUGAGGGUAAGGGGUUCCAGGACUUUAUUAUUCGGGAGGAAGAGGGUUUGCCUGGGUUUAUCAAUUUGUUGGGGAUUGAGAGCCCGGGUUUGACGAGUUGUUUGGCGAUUGGUGAGAUGGUUAAUGGUAUCUUGUACCCCCAAAUGGCAUCCCUCCUACCAACCCUAGGCCUCCGUUCCUCCCUAAACCCGGCCCCAAACCACGGCCCUAUAUUCCUAACAUUCAACUUCAUCCUCGCUUACGGCCUACUCUCCUCACGCACGCUCAAACAAUGGUACGGCCUCGACCACCAAGUCUCGCCACGCGAAGACCUAUCCAAAUACGGCGAGACGGCUGUACGCGAAGGCAAGAUCACGCGCAAACAGCUAGACAUGCUGAAGCGCAAUGAGUCGGCGCAUGCUAACGCGGUGGAGAAUUUCCCAUUACUGGUUGCUGGCGUGCUGUUUGCCUCGUUGGCUGGUGUACCCGCGCAGAAGGUUAAUGCUGCGGCGUUGUCGUAUACUGUUGCGCGGGUUGUUUAUGGGGGUGUUUAUAUUUUUGUGGAUCAUCCUACGUGGAGUUGGGUUAGGGGGUGGGUGUGGUGGUGGGGGAACUCGAGUUGUUUUUAUAUGUUGUGGAAGGCUGGGGAGUUGUUGGGUUGA
This is a messenger RNA of Penicillium concentricum, 1719 nucleotides long. RefSeq lists its product as uncharacterized. The coding region runs from base 1 to 1719 and encodes 572 amino acids. The record is from RefSeq and is a predicted model, not a curated record. Gene Ontology annotation, cellular component: mitochondrion; membrane. The transcript is spliced from 4 exons. Gene Ontology annotation, molecular function: (S)-2-hydroxy-acid oxidase activity; (S)-2-hydroxyglutarate dehydrogenase activity. NCBI's taxonomy places the organism in Eukaryota, Fungi, Ascomycota, Eurotiomycetes, Eurotiales, Aspergillaceae.